AUGCCUGGAUUCGACUUCUCAAACCAUACGCGCAAUGCUGCCCUGCAUGCAAGAGGAGUGCCACUGCCAAAAGCUACCAGCACGGGGACCACAAUUGUGGGAUGCAUCUUUGAAGGAGGCGUUGUUAUCGCAGCCGAUACAAGAGCAACAUCCGGGCCCAUAGUUGCGGACAAGAAUUGCGAAAAACUCCAUUACAUCGCACCUCAAAUCUGGUGCGCCGGGGCUGGUACGGCAGCUGAUACCGAAUUUACCACGUCACUUAUCUCUUCUCAACUCGAGCUACACUCUCUGUCGACCGGCCGUAAGCCUCGUGUUGUUACCUGUAUGACAAUGCUGAAGCAGCACCUAUUCCAGUACCAGGGUCACAUUGGAGCAUACUUGGUUGUGGCUGGCGUUGACCCAACUGGCGUCGGUCUGUACACUGUCCAUGCACAUGGGAGCACAGACAAGCUUCCCUACGUGACCAUGGGCAGUGGGUCAUUGGCGGCUAUGUCUGUAUUCGAGACGCAGUGGAAGUCAAAGUUAACCGAGGAGGAGGCGAUCGAGCUUGCAUCAAAUGCCAUUCAGGCUGGUAUUUUCAACGAUUUGGGAUCUGGAUCAAAUGUUGAUGUGGCUGUCAUUAAGAAGGAUAUGACGACGCUCAAGAGGGGUUACAUCAAGCCGAACGAGCGGAGUAAAAAGCAAAAGAGCUAUGUCUUCAAGCGGGGUACGACUGCAGUGCUCAACGAAAAGAUCACCACCAAGGAGGAUAUCAGCAGAUAUGUUACUGUCCAUGAACUGGAGAGCACCGAUUCUGCUAUUGCGGAGAAGAUGGAUUUGGACACGUAA
Messenger RNA from Pseudogymnoascus destructans, 828 nucleotides. It is a transcript of the gene PUP1, whose product is annotated as proteasome core particle subunit beta 2. Gene Ontology annotation, cellular component: proteasome core complex. The coding region runs from base 1 to 828 and encodes 275 amino acids. NCBI's taxonomy places the organism in Eukaryota, Fungi, Ascomycota, Leotiomycetes, Thelebolales, Thelebolaceae. Gene Ontology annotation, molecular function: threonine-type endopeptidase activity. The record is from RefSeq and is a predicted model, not a curated record. The transcript has 3 exons.